Molecule: messenger RNA, 6663 nt
Organism: Synchiropus splendidus (mandarinfish)
Lineage: Eukaryota; Metazoa; Chordata; Actinopteri; Syngnathiformes; Callionymidae
Gene: myofl
Product: myoferlin like
Exons: 52
Coding region: 590-6373 (1927 amino acids)
Biological process (GO): plasma membrane organization; membrane fusion
Cellular component (GO): membrane
Source: RefSeq, a predicted model, not a curated record
AUUGUGACGCCAGAGCUGCUGUUUAAACUUUUUUUUUAUCGUUGUUCCAUAGCAAAGGCAUGUUCUGACCCCUCUGAGAUGAGUAACCAUGUAAACACUGCCACCAUGUUUGGACUUGCAGUUAGAAAAGACAGAGCGUUGUCUCUCUUAGGACACUGCAAGAAUCGUUCCCUUAUAUGGAAAAAAAAACAUUUUGGGUCUUUCACUCCUCCACACUCACCAUUGAUUCCCUCAGUUGCUAAGGAAAUAUAUGUAUGAUACAAAUUUGAGUCAAUUUAGGAACAGAUAUGAGUAAUAGGCACAGUUCCUUCUUGAGGCCAGUCCGAGUUGGGGUGGGGGCUGUGGCGUUCUGCAUCUGGUGGCUGAGUCCUGUUUUAGUUUUGGGAAGAGAAAACAGCGAGGAGAGCUGAGCAUACUUCAAGUAAGAGAGGAUUUUCUCUUCUUGCUUUGGGACACACAACAACAGAGGCUCAUUGGUUCUGCCAAAAUCUCCCUGAAGGACUUGUCUAGUGGUUUGAAAUCACUGCCAUCCAAAAACAUCCCACUGGUCAAUGAAAAACAGCAGGCUAUCGGGGCGACCAUUAAUUUGAUGAUCACGUAUGAGCCACCUGCCUCAGCGAACUCAACUGAUCAGCCGGAUAGUGACAUGUCUCACUUGGAUAUUGAUGCCAGUGAUGUGGAAGGAGGCGAGGGGGACACCGACAGUGGAGGGCAGGAGGGAACUGGUGGAGCUGCAACCCCUCUAAACAAAUCAAACAAAAACAGAGUCAGUCUGAGGCGUAAGAGGCACCGAGCGCUUGCUAACAAAGUUCAAGAUUUUCAGAUUCGUGUUCGGGUCAUUGAGUGUCGACAGCUGCCCGGUAACAACGUCAAACCUGUGGUGAAGGUCAACGUUUGUGGUCAGACGCACAGAACCAGAAUCAAACGUGGGAAUAAUCCAUUCUUUGAUGAGAUGUUUUUCUACAACGUCAACAUGCUCCCCUCUGAGCUGUUUGAUGAGAACAUCAGUCUUCGGGUCUAUGACUCUUUUUCUAUGAGGUCUGACAGUCUGAUGGGAGAAUUCAAGUUGGAUGUUGGCUAUAUUUUCGAUGAGCCUUCUCAUGCCAUUUUGAGGAAAUGGCUCCUGCUGAGUGAUCCUGAUGACUCCAGCUCCGGAGCGAAGGGUUACCUGAAAGUCAGCAUCAUUGUUGUUGUGACUGGAGAGGAACCGCCGAAUGACAGAAAGAAUGUGAGUGAAGAGCAGGACGACAUAGAGAGCAAUCUCUUGGUGCCAGCGGGAGUUGCCACACGUUCUGCCACGCUCUGCCUUAAAGUGUAUCGAGCCGAAGACAUGCCUCAGAUGGAUGACGCUUUUGUUCAAAACAUCAAACAAGUUUUCGGAGGGGAUGGAGACAAGAAGAACUUGGUGGAUCCAUAUUUGGAAGUCAGUUUUGCAGGCAAAAAGAUGUGCACCAAGAUCAUACAGAGAAAUGCUAAUCCAGAAUGGAAUCAACUCAUCAACAUCCAAGUGAAGUUUCCAUCCAUGUGUGAGCGCAUCAAGUUGACAGUGUUUGACUGGGAUCGUGUCAGCAAGGAUGAUGCCAUCGGAACAACAUUUUUGAAUCUCAGCAAAAUGUCCUCAUCAGGAGGAGAAAUUGAAGAAACACAGGCAGAAAAUUCCAACACAACUUCUGAAAUGAGUGCCGCAGGCAGUGAAGUUGGCUUUCUCCCAACAUUCGGGCCUUGUUUUGUGAACCUCUAUGGAAGCCUGCGAGAGUUCAGCGGCCUCAGUGAUCCAUACGAGGAGCUCAAUGUUGGCAAGGGGGAGGGCGUGGCCUACAGAGGUCGGAUCCUUCUUGAACUCUCCACACAGCUGGAUGAAAAGACUGAGAAGACCGUGGAUGACAUCUCCAGUGAUGAUAUCCUGGUUGUUCAGAAAUACCAGCGGAGGAGGAAGUUCUCUCUUUGUGCUGUGUUCCACAGCGCUUGCAUGCUCCAAGAACCUGGCGAGCCGAUCCAGUUUGAAGUCAGCAUUGGGAAUUACGGCAACAAAAUGGACACCACCUGCAAGCCCCUGGCAUCCACCACCCAGUACAGCUUUGCUGUCUUUGACGGUAAUCACUACUACUACCUCCCCUGGGCCGACACCAAGCCUGUAGUUAUACUGACUUCAUACUGGGAAGACAUCAACCAUCGCCUGGAGUCAACCAACAUUCUUCUUUUCAUAGCACAGAGACUGGAGUCCAACCUUAACUUGUUAAAAACAGCCAUUUUUGCAAAAGUGCCUGAGGCACAGCUGACAGAGAUUUGGCACAAACUCAUCCACCACAUGAUUGAGGACCUGAAUAGUUUCCAGCUGCCUGAGCUCGAGGGAAAACCGAACCUGACCUCGCUGGAUCUUCAAUUUAAAACCCUUCGCGAUGCCGCCAUGGUCAGUCUGAGGCAGAUGGCCUGUCGGAUGAUGGAAGAAGUUGCAGACGUGAAGGCCUCUAUUGGUGACAUCGAAGACUGGUUGGAGAGAAUCAAGCAGCUAGCUGAAGAGCCCCAGAACAGCAUGCCGGAUGUGAUCAUCUGGAUGUUAAAAGGAGAGAAGCGAGUGGCUUUUGCUCGAAUUCCAGCCAAUCAGAUUCUCUAUUCCAACUUCAGCGAGCAAGCCUGCGGCCAACACUGUGGACGCCCCCAGACCAUCUUCAUGCAGUACCCCAUGGACAAAAACAAAGGGGUGAAAAUCCCGGUCCAGUUGCGGGUCAACAUGUGGCUCGGCCUCUCGACUCAUGAGAAAAAGUUCAACACUUACUCAGAAGGCAACUUCAGUGUCUAUGCCGAAAUGUAUGAAAACCAGGCCAGGGUGUUCGGGAAGUGGGGCAACACAGGCCUUGUUGGUCGUCACAAGUGCUCUGAUGUGACCGGGAAAAUCAAACUGAAACAGGAGAGGUUCCUUCCCCCGAAAAGUUGGGAGUGGCAGGGAGACUGGUUUGUGGACCCGGAGCGAUGCCUGUUGACAGAAGCCGACGCAGGACACACAGAGUUCACAGACGAGGUUUAUCAGAAUGAGACCCGUUUCCCUGGCGGAGAGUGGAAACCUGCUACAGAGUCUUACACUGAUGUGAAUGGAGAAAAAGCUCUAAGUCCUGGGGAGUUCGAGUGUCCAUCUGGAUGGAGGUGGGAAGACGACUGGACUUUUGACACCAACAGAGCUGUCGAUGAGAAAGGUUGGGAGUACGGCGUUACUAUUCCCCCGGAUGAUAAGCCCAAAUCCUGGGUUGCUGCUGAGAAGAUGUACCACAUCCAUCGCAGGAAGAGGCUUAUAAGAAAGAGGAAGAAGAUUGCUGAUAAAACAUCAUCUGAGAAACGAGAGACAGGUGAAGGCUGGGAAUAUUCCUCACUGAUUGGCUGGAAGUUCCACAGAAAAGAACGCGCUUCUGACUCAGUCCGCCGGCGCCGCUGGAGGAGGAAGAUGGUUCCAUCUGACUGCAUCGGUGCCUCUGCCAUCUUCAAACUGGAGGGAGCAUUAGGAGUUGACAUUGAUGAAAAAAGCAGCAAAACGGAAGGACCCAAACGGUUUGGUGCCAACACUCCCACUGUUUCCUGCCACUUCAGCCGCUCCUACAUGUUCCACCUAAGGGUUUACGUCUACCAGGCCCGGAACCUCUGCGCCAUGGACUCAGACAGCUUCUCAGAUCCAUACGCCCAUGUGUCGUUCCUGCAUGUCAGUAAAACCACUGAGGUCAUCGGCAGCACUUUGAACCCCACGUGGGAUCAGACUCUCAUCUUUGAUGACAUUGAGAUCUACGGAGACCCUCAGACCAUCAACCACAACCCCCCAGAUGUGGUUCUGGAGCUGUACGACAGUGACCAAGUGGGGAAAGACGAGCCAAUGGGUCGCUGUACCUGCCGCCCUGUGGUCAAACUGAACCCCGGUGGGGCUUUGAGUCCAAAAUUACUGUGGUACCCAGUCACGAAAAAGGGGUGCAGUGCUGGAGAGGUGCUAAUGGCUGCUGAGCUGCUGCUGAAGGACAAGGCGAGUGAGGCAGAGCUUCCUUUGGUUCCACCUCGGAGAGGGGAGAACCUCUAUAUGGUUCCGCAGGGAAUCAGGCCUGUCGUGCAGCUCACUGCCAUCGAGGUCUUGACGUGGGGCCUGAGGAACAUGAAGACGUAUCAACUGGCCGCUGUUUCCUCUCCCAGUCUGAUUGUGGAAUGUGGCGGUGAAAUCGUCCAAACAUCCGCAAUCAAAAACUUCAAGAAGAAUCCCAACUUUCCCGGAUCCAUAUUGCUCCUUAAAGUGCUUCUUCCCAAAGAAGAAAUGUACACCCCGCCCAUCGUCCUGAAGGUUGUCGACCACAGACCGUUUGGGAGGAAGCCCGUCGUGGGUCAGUGCACCAUCGACUGCUUGGAGGAGUUCCGCUGUGACCCGUAUCGCAUCAACAGUGAAGUCUGCAUGUCUGCUCGAGUUGCAAUGAUCAACGCAGCACAAGGAGACGCCAUUAUCAAUGUGGAGGACGGACAACUCUUGAAGAGUGAGGGUCAAGCUGAUAAAGAAGAGGAGGCGGUCGACUGGUGGAGUAAGUUCUACGCCUCUGUUGGCCAAGAUGACAAAUGCGGGCCGUACAUGAAGAAGGGGUAUGACACGCUACAGGUGUACGACUCUGAGCUCGAGCAGGUGGAGGAAUUUCAGGGGCUGACAGAUUUCUGCAGCACCUUCAGGCUUCAGCGAGGGAAGGAUGAUGACGACGAUGACGACGAUCCGUCUGUCGUGGGAGAGUUCAAGGGAUCAUUCAAGAUUUACCCGCUUCCCGACGACCCGAAUGUUUCGGCUCCUCCUCGACAAUUCAGGGAGCUUCCCGAGAGUACACCCCAGGAGUGUCUGGUUAGGAUUUAUGUAGUUCGGUGUAUCGAUCUGCAGCCCAAAGAUGUGAAUGGAAUGUGCGAUCCAUACAUUAAGCUCACACUAGGCCGCAAAACAGUGGAUGACCGAGAUCACUACAAACCAAAUACACUCAGUCCAGAGUUUGGGAGAAUGUUUGAGAUGUCCUGCUUCCUGCCUCAAGACAAAGAUCUGAAAAUUGCAAUUUACGACUAUGACCUCCUGAGCCGAGACGAGAAAGUUGGCGAGACCGUCAUUGAUUUGGAGAACCGGCUUCUGUCCCGAUUCAGAGCCUGCUGUGGUCUACCUCAGACCUACUGUGUCUCUGGGAUAAACCAGUGGAGGGACCAGAUCAAACCAUCUCAGAUUCUCCAGAACGUGGCCCGCAUGAGAGGUGUUCCGCCACCAACUGUAGAGGGAGAUGGGAUCUCACUGACUUUCUCAGGACGGCAAUACUUCCUGCACGACUUUGAGGCAAACACCAUGAUCCAAAAACACCAUGGCCCAGCCAGCGAGAGACUUGCCCUUCACGUGCUCAGAAAUCAAGGAUUGGUACCUGAACAUGUUGAGACCCGAACCCUGUGCAGCUCCCACCAGCCAAAUCUCUCCCAGGGGCGCAUCCAAAUGUGGGUGGACAUUUUCCCCAAAGGCCUCGGGCUGCCAGGACCACCAAGCCAAGUCGCCCCGCGUGUAGCAAAAAAAUACUACUUGCGGGCCAUCAUUUGGAACACGAGCGAAGUCAUCAUGGACGAAACAAGCAUCACUGGCGAGAGCAUGAGUGACAUCUAUGUCAAAGGGUGGAUGUCGGGAAUGGAGGAGGACAAGCAGAAGACCGAUGUUCAUUACAGGUCGCUGGAUGGGGAUGGAAAUUUCAAUUGGAGGUUCAUCUUUGGCUUUGACUACCUUCCUGCAGAACAAAUGUGUGUUGUGUCCAGAAAGGAACACUUCUGGAAUCUGGACAAAACUGAAUUCAGAAUUCCCCCCAAGUUUGUUGUGCAGAUUUGGGACAAUGACAAAUUCUCCUUGGAUGACUACCUGGGUUCUGUUGAGUUGGACCUUCUGAAUCUCAUACCUCCUGCGAAGAGUUCCGACAAGUGCAGCCUGAAAAUGUUGCCAGGACUGACGGGAUCCUCUCCCUCACGCAAACUUGUGCCGAACUCUCUCUUCUCCCAAAAGUCCGUACGAGGCUGGUGGCCAUGUGUGAUGGAACAGGAUGGGAAGCACAUUCUUGGCGGAAAAGUAGAGAUGACAUUGGAGAUUGUUGAAGAGAAGGAGAUGGAGGAAAGACCUGCUGGGAAAGGACGGGACGAGCCCAACAUGAACCCAAAACUGGACGCACCAAAUCGGCCGGACACGUCCUUCCUCUGGUUCACAAACCCCUGCAAGACUAUGAAAUUCAUUGUCUGGCGGCGAUUCAAGUGGCUCUUUAUUGGUGGAGUUCUUCUCUUGCUGGUGGUCCUGUUCCUCGGGAUCCUGUUCUACUCUCUUCCUAAUUACAUCUCAAUGAAAAUCAUCAAGCCAUUCUCUUAAGAAACAUUCCAAAGGCAAAGUCAACACAUUCCAUAUUGUUCUGUCUUGUGUCCUCCUCAUCUGUUUCUCCAGUCAUAUAGAUCAGAUUUGUCUGGUGCAGAAAUAUUCCCUGACCUGGGGGGUUAAAAAUCCCACCACCAGGAGUUUUGAGCAUUCUUUCUCUCUGCAGCACUUAAAUAUUUUGCACUAUUUUUACUUCAUUCCUUUUUUGCAGUACAUCUUUUAAAUGUUAGCAGUGAGCAAUGCAAACUUCCAAAUGUAAAUUAAAUAAAUUAUUUUCAUGUUGUGUU